Molecule: messenger RNA, 343 nt
Organism: Helianthus annuus (common sunflower)
Lineage: Eukaryota; Viridiplantae; Streptophyta; Magnoliopsida; Asterales; Asteraceae
Product: histone H4
Exons: 1
Coding region: 32-343 (103 amino acids)
Biological process (GO): nucleosome assembly
Cellular component (GO): nucleosome
Molecular function (GO): DNA binding; protein heterodimerization activity; structural constituent of chromatin
Source: RefSeq, a predicted model, not a curated record
ACACAAUCUUCAAUUUCAAACAGCGGCAAUCAUGUCAGGAAGAGGGAAAGGAGGAAAGGGACUGGGAAAGGGAGGAGCAAAACGACACCGUAAAGUUCUCCGGGACAACAUUCAGGGCAUCACCAAACCGGCGAUCCGACGGUUGGCGAGACGUGGGGGAGUGAAGCGUAUAAGCGGACUGAUAUAUGAGGAGACGCGUGGUGUUCUCAAGAUCUUUCUAGAAAAUGUAAUUCGUGACGCCGUUACCUACACCGAGCAUGCUCGCCGGAAAACUGUUACUGCUAUGGAUGUGGUUUAUGCGUUGAAGCGUCAGGGACGCACUCUGUACGGUUUCGGUGGUUAG